Dreissena polymorpha is the source of this 2794-nucleotide messenger RNA. RefSeq names its product arf-GAP domain and FG repeat-containing protein 1-like. The transcript is spliced from 12 exons. The record is from RefSeq and is a predicted model, not a curated record. Gene Ontology annotation, molecular function: GTPase activator activity. The coding region runs from base 18 to 2534 and encodes 838 amino acids. NCBI's taxonomy places the organism in Eukaryota, Metazoa, Mollusca, Bivalvia, Myida, Dreissenidae.
UCCGGCGGCGGACCAAAAUGGCGUCCACUAAGAAAAAACAAGAUGAAAAACAUCUUAAAUCUCUCAGAGAAAUGGUGGCGCUGCCACAUAAUAAACAAUGUUUUGACUGUCAUCAGAGAGGACCGACAUAUGUAAACAUGACAAUUGGCUCUUACGUCUGUACAGCCUGCAGCGGACUAUUGCGAGGUUUGAAUCCGCCACACAGAGUGAAGUCUAUAUCAAUGGCCAGUUUUACUCCAGAAGAGAUGGAAUUUCUACAAAUGCAUGGAAAUGAGUACUGCCGGAAGGUGUGGCUUGGUCUCUACGACAACAGGCUUGGCAAUCAAGCAGAAUCAAGGGACGAGACGAAGGUGAAAGAGUUCAUGGCCCAGAAGUACGAGAGGAAGAGAUACUACGUGGCACCUACAGACAGCAUGAAGGAAGAGGCUCGCAGAAUGAAUGAGGCAGGAGCAGUGGUUAAACCUCCCCCUGGUACCCGGCCUCUGAAGUCCCUGCUGGGAGAAAAUGCACCCAAACUACAGGUUGGCGCACAGGAUGGACAGAUUGUCACUCCAUCAGGUUCCACUGACAAUCUACCAGAUUUGAAUAAUCCAGCCAAUCAAAUGACUGGUGAGGCUCUCUUUGGAGAUGCAUUGACCAAUGAGAAUGCACCAACUGAAAUGUCCAAUGGGACGACAGGAGAGAUGCUGUUUGGCUCUCCUGUGAAGGAGAAUAGUUUUCCCACUCAGUCAAGUUAUCAGGACUUGUUCGGGUCAGGAUUACCAGUGCAGGCUGAGACAUCAGGCGCAGGAGAAAACCUUUUUGCAGUGGGGCAAUUCUCACAAGCCCAACAAUUGGGUGCAGCAGCAGUUAACGCGUUUGGAGCUGGAGUUACUUCACAAGUUACAACAUCGGGUGCAGUGGAAAGCCUGAUUGGGUUCGGGCCUUCACAACAAACCCAGACAUUGGGCAUAGAUUCUGAUGCGUUUGGGGUUGGACUAUCAUCACAAGGUCCAACAUUUGGCGCCGCUGAAAACCUGUUUGGGGUUGGGUCAUCCCAACAAGGCAAUACUUUGGGCUCUGAAGCAGACUUGUUUGGAUCUGAAAUUACUUCACAAAGUCUUACAUUGGAUUCCGCUGAAAACCUGUUUGGUUCUGGGCUGUCACUACAAAACCACACAUUGGGCACUGCAGCAGACAUGUUUAACCUGCAGGGAUCAAUCCCUCAAGAGGUGAAGCCCCCAGUGAGCAAGCCUGCCAUGACCUCUGUGCCAUCAUUUGGGUCCACGCCCCAGAGCCCUGGCACUGCCAGUCUGCAGUCCACCCAUUCUACGGGCUCCAAUGCCCUCGACCUCCUGGGAGACCUGGGGGGCGACCCCUUCGGCAGCACCACAGCAAGUGCAGCACAUAGCCACAACACUGGAGGCUUUGCAGACUUUGGCAGUUUUGGAGGAAGUGUAAGCUCGCAGCCUGCAACAUUUCAUCAAAGCACACCCUUGCAGCCACUAGGGUCAGCUCCCCAAAGCUCUCAGGCAGUGUUUAACGGGUUUCCUCCGCCGCCAUCGUCUGCACCACACGCCCCAGGGGCAGGGGGAGACAAAUACUCGAACCUUUCUGAUCUAUUCAGUGUGUCUGAGACUCCAGAGGAAAGCAGCAUUAAGACAGGUUGGAGUUCCACACUCAGCACCAGUGGUGGUGGGGGCAUCAGUUGGAACAGCUCUUCUAGCAACUCAACUGGUGGCAUCAACUGGGGUGGUGAAAGUAACAACACUUCUAGUAGCGGGGGCAUUAACUGGAAUAGCCAACCAGCAGCAAGCUCAACUAGUUCUGGUGGAUGGGGAGGUGGCUCCACAUCCACUUCAAGUUCAUCAUGGGGUGGUGCACCUGUCAGCACUCAAUCAAACGGACUUGGUGCACCAGGAAACCCGUUUUUAUCGGCCAAUGUGGCCAAUCCAUUCGGAGGUGGCAUGACGGCCACAUCUACCAGUCACGGGCAGACACAGCAAGCAAACCCAUUCGGGGGUCAGGGACUUGGGACAGGCUUUGGUGGGUUUGGAGCUCCCCAAACGCAGCAGGCAGGCGGAUUUGGCCAUGGGCAGUUUGGGGCUGCCCCAGGGUCAACAGGUGCAGGGUUUGGACAGUUUGGUGGCGUGCAGCCUGCCAACGCUAUGCCUGCAGCAGGCUUUGGACAGUUCCCCACACAAAAUGGUGGGUUCGGAAUGAAUACCUCGACUAGUGGUUACCCUGGAGGUCAAGGUCAGAUGUCAACUGCAGGGCAAGCGAGCUUCAGUUCACAAGGCUUUGGUCAGGCAGCCCAGGGCUUUAGUGGAGCUCAGCAAGGACAACAUGGGUUUGGGUCGCAAGGGUUUGGAGCACCACAAGUGAGCCAGCAGGGGUUUGGCAUGCCGCAGCAAGGGUAUGGGGGUCAGAUGCAGCAAGGAUUUGGUGGAGCAGGGUGGGGUGGGGUCGCGUCUGCACCGCAAGCCAACCCCUUCAUGUCUACAGCCCAGCAAUACUCUGCACCAAAGACAGGCGCCACCAAUCCAUUCUUAUGAUAUUAGAAACUCUUGAGACAGUUUUGAAAUUUCUUUUCUGAAUCAUUCAUUCAGACUGAACUCAUAGCCAAAUCUUAAUCCUGUUGAAAAUACUAAAACUUUAUAUGAUGCAGAUUUUGAUGGAUCAAGUGAUGUCCAGUAAGCGUUAUUGGUAAGAAUGUUAAUAGUCAAAACUGGUGUACCAAAUAAAAGUUAUGCUUUCAGAAUGUUUUACAAUACAAAAACAGUGGUGUACAAGAGUUUGUUCAAGUGAGGGCUGC